AUGGAAGCGUCAAGCUCCGAGACUUUAUUAACAGCGGAAACCACGAAAUUAUAUCAAUCUAAAAUCGAACAUGUCAUUCUGACGACGUACGAAACGUUAGAAGUAUGGAAAAAAUAUGAGAGCGAUUACAUUACAUUAAAGAAUACCUUAGAAGAACUAGAUCAGGAGACAGAGUACAAAGUCAUGAUUCCGUUGGGUAAAUUAGCGUUUAUGCCAGGGAAGCUGAUUCACACUAAUGAGAUAAUGGCAAUGCUUGGCGAUAAUUGGUUUGCGGAGCGUUCAACGAAACAGGCGGUAGGAAUCGUAGAGAGGAGGAUUGAAAUGGUGAGAAAAACUAUCGAGGAUCUGGAAAUUCAGCUCGAAAAUCAAAGGGCCAAAGUCGGUUUGACCGCUGAUGUAUUGGAACUAGGAAGCACAAAGAACGUGGUGUUAAAUGAAGAGGGUUUGCCUUUUGUGGAGAUAGUUGAAAAGGAUGAAACGGAGAAUGAAGGACGAGAUCAAGUGAAAAGCAAUGUGCAAAGAAAAUCAAAGGAAUCAGAGAACACUAUAAAGCAAACGAUGAGUGUCGAAGAUGAACAGUUAUUUGAUGCACUUAUUAAAGACGAACAAGAACUUGCGGAAACAAUAGAUUCUGAUGAUGACGAGGAUUUCGAAGUUAGUGGAUCGUCUGACUAUGAAGAUGAACUGGAGGAGGAUCCUCCGCGAACCAAAAAAGUUACAUUUGCCGAUCAAAUUUCAAGUUCAGUUUCAAAGACACCCGAAGAAGCGACACAUUUGCUACCAAGCCGCUCAAUAGUUGAUAUUUACACUCAAAUGCUUAGAAAUACAGGAAGGGAUGAAGAUACUAUUGUUGAAGAAGUCACACAUCGAAUGGAUGCCAGGACGGAAACAAAAUCACCCUCAAAAGAGGAUAAGGUUGACGCGGGCAAAAAAUUUGUACGGAAUACAAAGUUAAAUGCGAGAUCAGAAAAGAAGCUAGCAGUCAAAAGUACAGUAGUAGAGAAGGAAAUACCACGUGAGGAACAAGAUGCUGACAGUAUAGAAAAGGAAAUAUGGAUGAAAGAGAUUGCAUCAGAGUACCAACAAAAACGCCUUAAUUUCAUUUCCCAACAAGGAGGGCUUUCGACAUCCUUGGAAAGUAAAACUUAUGGGGUUCAACCUCAAGUCCAAGACACAAUGGCUGAUAAACCAAAAAAGGUUUCACGAUUUAAGGCUGCCAGGCUAAAAGCUCAAUUGGAGUGA
Molecule: messenger RNA, 1242 nt
Organism: Acaulospora morrowiae
Lineage: Eukaryota; Fungi; Glomeromycota; Glomeromycetes; Diversisporales; Acaulosporaceae
Source: the annotation of a GenBank genome assembly